This is a messenger RNA of Poecilia reticulata (guppy), 2206 nucleotides long. It is a transcript of the gene sost, whose product is annotated as sclerostin. NCBI's taxonomy places the organism in Eukaryota, Metazoa, Chordata, Actinopteri, Cyprinodontiformes, Poeciliidae. The record is from RefSeq and is a predicted model, not a curated record. Gene Ontology annotation, molecular function: BMP binding. Gene Ontology annotation, biological process: ossification; negative regulation of Wnt signaling pathway; negative regulation of BMP signaling pathway.
GAUCUAGAAGCUUCAUUGUGCACUCCAGUCAGAAGCGCCCACUUCUACACUCCCUGCUUUUGCUGGUGUCAGGAAGGAAACRAUGGCGUCWCACGAGUGCUGGACGACAUGAGAUUGAAUCAAGCAUGGUGGUUUGAAGACGUAAUCCUUCAUUUCCAGGCUUCGGUGUUAGAGGAGGACCAAACUGCMGACAUGACAUCGUGAGCAACACGGUGCGUUUAAAGGAUCUAAAAUGGUAAAAAGCGUAGAGCUGAACAUGAAGCAAGCAAUGCAGGUGUCUGUGGCCCUCAUCGUCUCCAGCUCGGCUCUCCUGCUGCUGCGGCUGCAGGGAUGCUGCGCGGCCGCCAAGGGCUGGAAGGAAAUAAAGAACGAUGCCACGGAGAUUUUACCGAACCGGAGGGAAAACAGUCGGCCGCCCCACCAGGCGAUCCUGCAGACCUCGGACGACAACAACAACAACAACAACAACAACAACAACAACAACAAUAAUAAUAAUAAUAACAACAACAACACCCUUAAUAACAGGGCAAAAAACGGAGGGAGAACUUCCACUUCAAACACGGUUUCUUACAGUCCUUCCGAGAUGAGCUGCAGGGAGCUGCGCUCCACCCGCUACAUCACCGAUGGCUCCUGCCGCAGCGCCAAACCCAUCCGGGAGCUGGUCUGCUCAGGCCAGUGCCUCCCCGCCCACCUCAUGCCCAACUCCAUCGUCCGCGGGAAGUGGUGGAGAAACAGCGCCGCAGACUACCGUUGCAUCCCGGCGCACUCCAGGACAAGAAGGGUCCAGCUUCAGUGUCCUAACGGCAACACUCGGACUUACAAAAUCCGCGUGGUCACCUCCUGCAAGUGCAAGCGCUUCAGGCCCCACCACAACCAGUCGGUGGCCAAGGAGGUGCCGAAGAGGCAGCCCAGCAGGAAGCACGGCCGCUUGUCACAGGAUCGGAGCAGCAACAACACGCCACUGCUGGACAACGCAUACUAAAGCAGCCAAAGACUGAGACUGAAUGCGCAUUACAUGUUACUCAAACACCAACAUAUCUCCUUCUCACAGGGAAGGGAUGCAAGAGAAAACUCAAAGAGAGAGAAUUUAUAAGCUAAUUUCUGGUCUGAUCCGUUGCAUGAUAAAUCGGAUCAGCAACAGCAGCGACUGGUCCGGAGGGGACCAAUCGGGUCUUCUUUCCAAACAAAGUUCUUGUAAAAAGUAUGAAAAAAAAAAAAAACGUCCUUGAAACUUCAACUCCUACAUGUACACCCAUUCAGUGGACUCAGACUCUAACUCAGUUCAAAGCCCCGAAGGUGCAUUUUCUCUCUAGUGUGAUAGAAUUGUUGUAAUCUGUUUCCUUUAGUGUUUGGGACAUCAGCAGGAUCUUAAGACGUUCCCUGAAAGCUGCCUCUAGACAGACCUGUCAAUCACACCGGUUCUUUUCUCAAAUCUUAGCAACACGGAGUCGGAAGAGACGAGGAAAUGAAAGUUUACCACCUCCGACACCACGUAGGGGACCAGUGGACAUUCCUGUGACACCACAUAAUUAGCUAAUUCCUGUGUUAAGAUCGACUCACACAAAAGCAAUUUUCUCUAAAUAUCACCAGUUCCUGUUUGCCAGGGUCAUGCAGACAAAAAUAAAAGUGCACAUGGUGUGUGGGAGGCAUCAGAAAGUGUUACCCAGGGGCAGAGCUCUCUCCAUCACACCCACACUGGAAUUCUGUUGCAGCGGGCCAAGCUGAGCAGGGAUGGAGCCAGCAGGAGUCAAGAAAGGCCCACUUCAGGCAGGAAACCGACGAGGACCAUCAGAAUCCGAUUUGGUUUGUCGAUGUACUACAGAAAAAAUUCUCUGAACUUCUUCAGAACAUUGACAUUCCUACCAGUUCUCAUCUCUGCAGUGUUUUCCCUCUUCCAUUCCUUCAUAAAUCCAAAUGUCUGCUGCAUUUCUCCUUCCCAAAAUGUACAUUGAAAUAGCAACUGGAAAGAAGUUCAGCAUGAUUGUACAUGUCAAACCUGCGUGCCAAGCAAGGAUGGCAGGAAGAGACCAAAAGACGGACUCUUUUAAAAAGAAUGAACUGCAUAUUUAUUUUUUAUGUCCACAUUUAAAUUAUUUAUGCAACCUUUUAUAUCAACCGAUAGUCAUAAUUGUCAUAUAGUGUGAUAGAGAAAAUAAAAGAUUGUACAGUCCAUGAAUAAAAGUAAAGGCAGAUAUAUUUGAACAAA